Cordyceps militaris CM01 is the source of this 993-nucleotide messenger RNA. RefSeq lists its product as uncharacterized. The transcript has 4 exons. Lineage: Eukaryota; Fungi; Ascomycota; Sordariomycetes; Hypocreales; Cordycipitaceae. The record is from RefSeq and is a predicted model, not a curated record. The coding region runs from base 1 to 993 and encodes 330 amino acids.
AUGGCCACGGUCACCAAGUCAUCUCGAGACGAGGUGGCAGACUUGUGGCACGGGCGCGGGCGCAAAGUCUCGCUCAACGACACGGUCUCGCUCAACGUCACGGAGGAGCUUCACGACCUCAGCCACCCAGCAACGCUCCUAGUCCUCAAGUACAUCUGCCAGGAAACCACCACCCUCAACGUUAUCCUCCCGUCCGCGGGCCACGACCACGCCCCGCAGGCCGCCAGCCUGCGAUGGGGGAUGCUCUUCUCAAUCAUCGGCUGCAUGCCAAUGCUGCGCCGCCUCCACAUUGGCGGAGAUGCUAGCUUCCUCAGCGGCAACAUCCCGCAGCUGCUGCUUGAGCAGCCACUCUGGCAGCUCGAGGAAGCCACGUUCUGCGUCGGGGACGAAGUAUUGGCCGACCUGUUGGAGAAUUGCGACCUAGCCACGCUCGACAAGCUGCGAAUCACCGCCGACCCGUACAAGCUGCUCUGGUACUCCAGCGGCAAGGAGAUUGCCAUCACGCAUCUCGAGAUAUGGGCCACGGCUGAGACGAUCCGUGCCUCCUGCUCACGUGGCUGGAUACCCGGCCUCGAUAUGUCCAUGCACAUCGUCAUCGGCACGGCCAUGCCGCAGCUACGCACGCUGUCCAUCUCCCAUGUUGACUACUGUCCCAUGACGUCGUUGGAUCGGAGUCCACAGAGAGCGUUUAGAUUUAUCACGUCGCCGCUCUAUAUGGCGAGCGUUACCUGGAUGGCCCGUACUAUUCCGCUCGAGCUGGCCGUUUGGUUCGGCAUCUGGUGUGGGUGCGAGACGGCCGAGGAGCUGUACGAGGCCACCGCGAGCGACUUCUACGCGCACUUGGCCGAGCAUGCGUUCCAUGCCUACGCCUUCCUACGCGAUAUUAAGAUUGACGGGGGGGUGAACGUUGGAUCUUUCUUAUACACGUGCUACGAGUUAUCUGAAUGCCAAGAGAAGCCGGGUCCCGUCUCAGAGUACGUCAUGUUCCAGUAG